Messenger RNA from Histoplasma mississippiense, 297 nucleotides. RefSeq lists its product with no specific name. Gene Ontology annotation, molecular function: RNA binding. NCBI's taxonomy places the organism in Eukaryota, Fungi, Ascomycota, Eurotiomycetes, Onygenales, Ajellomycetaceae. Gene Ontology annotation, biological process: mRNA splicing, via spliceosome; P-body assembly. The record is from RefSeq and is a predicted model, not a curated record. The coding region runs from base 1 to 297 and encodes 98 amino acids. Gene Ontology annotation, cellular component: precatalytic spliceosome; U4/U6 x U5 tri-snRNP complex; U6 snRNP. The transcript is spliced from 4 exons.
AUGGCUGACGCAGAUGCCGGGGCUGCAGCUCAAUUUUCGGAACCCUUGGAUCUUGUCCGCCUCUCUCUCGACGAGGUCGUCUUCGUGAAACUUCGUGGAGAUCGCGAGCUCAGGGGCCGCUUACAUGCCUAUGACAGUCACUGCAAUUUGGUCCUAGGCGACGUUGAAGAAACAAUUUAUAUCGUCGAGGAGGAUGAAUCUGAGCAGGAAGUCAUUAAGACAAUCAAGAAGCAAGAAGAAAUGCUUUUCGUAAGAGGGGAUUCGGUUGUCUUGAUAUCGCCUCAGGCCCCGUCAUAG